Fusarium oxysporum Fo47 is the source of this 1981-nucleotide messenger RNA. Its product is annotated as NmrA-like family-domain-containing protein. Lineage: Eukaryota; Fungi; Ascomycota; Sordariomycetes; Hypocreales; Nectriaceae. The transcript has a single exon. The coding region runs from base 296 to 1696 and encodes 466 amino acids. The record is from RefSeq and is a predicted model, not a curated record.
CUCACCCUCUGAUCCACCACCACACUUGAGUUUUUACGUACAGACUGUCGCCUGUACCUUUCAACUUUACCUUUCACUUGGUGGUCAUAUCUUGUUUUGCCUCCCAAACCGGCAUUCCGAGGACCACCCCCGACAUAAUACCGGCUGUGGCUCUGUUCCGACCCGGCUAAUAAAGGCCUUUCUGCCUCCGCUCCGUGGCCGGUGGCUUCAGCCCUCGAGUCAAGUUCCGAUCGCGACGUGAUAUUUUCUUUUUCUUCCCGCUCACACAGAGAGUGCAUCAGCGCACUGCUAUAGCAUGCCCGCUCAACUAAACGGGUCCAUGACCGCCAGCAUCCCCAUUAGAAUACCCGGCGACCAGGCCCAGGCUCAAACUCAACCUGCUGUUUUUUACAAGCAGCACAAGCAUUCCAGAUCUUCUUAUUCCGAUUCUUCUCCGCUCGCAAAUUCAAGGAACAAUUCUUUAACCUUCCGUCCUUAUAAGAGGCUCAUGUCAAACCCAGACAAGACGAUCGCUGUCAUCAAUGCCAGCGGGCGACAGGCUGCGUCUUUCAUUCGCGUCGCUACUGCUGUUGGUUAUCAUGUGCGCGCUCAGUUGAGAAAUCUCGACGGUGUCGUCGCUGCUGAAGUUUCGGGGAAUCCUAAUGUUACCGUAUUUGUUGGCGAGCUCUACACAAGACAUCAGCCCUCUGAAGCAAAUCGUGAUGUUACCAAGCACGGCCCGCUGGCCGGUGUCGGCGUCAACUACGACUUGAUCGCAAGUCUGUUCCGCGGCGCACAACUCGCCUUCAUAAAUACAACUUUUUACGGCGACGAGAUUCAAAUCGGAAAGGCCCUAGCCGACGCCGCUAAGCGCGCAGGAAUCCAACACUACGUGUACUCAUCCAUGCCUGACCAUGGUGCUUACAACCCCGAAUGGCCCUCGUUGCCCCUCUGGGCUGCUAAGCAUGAGGUCGAGCAGUAUGUGCGCAAACUGAGAAUACCAGCCACUUUUGUGUACACUGGUAUCUACAACAACAAUUUCACCUCCCUUCAGUAUCCCCUUUUCUGCAUGGAUCUUCAAAAGGACGGCUCGUUCAAAUGGCAAGCACCUUUUCAUCCUGACGCCAAGCUACCCUGGUUAGAUGCCGAGCACGAUGUUGGUCCUGCAGUCCUGCAGAUCUUCAAGGAUGGACCAAGCAAAUGGAACGGAGAGCGCAUCGCACUUGCAUACGAAUACUUGACACCCAAGGAGGUGUGUCGACUCUUCUCUAAAGGAGUUGGCCGUCCUGUGCGCUAUGUGCAAGGUCCCAUUGAAAUCAAGGUUCGAAUCCCUGAAGGCUACCGGGAACAGCUCGUCGGUCUGGAGAAACUGUUCGACCCGAAUCAGAAAGAUCCUCGGAAGCAACCGCCUUACUUCGGUGACCCCAAGGUCGAAGUCAGUUGCCCAAGCGAAGCCUUGGAGUUGUGGGAAGGCCCUCGAGGUAUCGAAGAAUACGCACGUGAGAUGUUCCCCAUAGAAGAGGAAGCAAAUGGUCUCACAUGGAUGCUGGACGAUGAUGCGAGUGACGAUGAGGAGGUGCACAACACAGCAACCCACGUCGAGCAACUGAGGAUCCACGACGGUGAUGAUGAUAGCGACGACGAUAAUGACGACGAUAAUGACGACGGCCUUGUCAUAAAAGGUCGCAAGCGGGACGAGGAAGAGUGGUUAGCAUAAUGGAAACCCAUGGCGUCUGGAUCUUGGCUAAAAUACGACAUCAAAAGCAGGAAAGGGGUUAAAAAAGAAGAGUUAGUCCAUGGGAAUCUAGAAGCCCAGUCCUGAGGCGAUUAAGGAACGGAGCAGACCUGGCGACGCGGCAUUGCAUUUCGGCAGGAGUUGUGUUUUUGGAGAGGCGUCCCUACCGGCGUAGGUUUGGUCUAGGAACCUAAACGAUUUUAUUAUGACUUGUCAAUGGAUGAAAUAAAAGUAACGAAUUACCUCUGCCCUCAAUUUGUUGUGCGG